This is a messenger RNA of Glycine soja, 1412 nucleotides long. RefSeq lists its product as uncharacterized. Bases 438 to 1034 code for a protein of 198 amino acids. NCBI's taxonomy places the organism in Eukaryota, Viridiplantae, Streptophyta, Magnoliopsida, Fabales, Fabaceae. The transcript is spliced from 4 exons. The record is from RefSeq and is a predicted model, not a curated record.
AAAAUAGAAAACACACAACACACACAAACGCACAUCACACAAACCCACAACACACAAACUUUCUUCCUUUGGAGUGUUAGCCGCCACCACACCACCGCCCAACUACAGAUCCACUCUUGUUCUUGGUCGCGGUCGCAAAUCCAGGCUCAUGUGGCCAACCACGCCAAAGAUCCGCACUACAGAACACCCCCCAAUUGACUCGUGAAACCCUAACCUUCUCACACACACUUGCCACACCUUUGCUUGUUGCUUAAUUGGAGUUUUAGUUGUCAAUGGUUGGAAAUGGCUUGAAGACUGCAAUAUUAUUGUGAAGUUCUCCAGUAGAGAUUCCUGAGAACCGAAGGUGGAUGUAUUAGAGGUUGGAUGCUAAUAAAUGUUGGACAAAUAAGUUUAGAGAAGGAGUGUUUGAAUUUGUAUAGUUUGUUACUAGUCAGGACAUGCUUCAAAUGCAAGGAGAACAAACAAGGUGUCCCUGCAAGAAAUGCAAAUAUAAUGUUUUCAAGUUUGUUGAUGAUGUGAUGAGGGAUCUUUAUGAGGAAGGGUUCAUGCCAAAUGAUUAUUGGUGGACAAACCACGGUGAAGAGUUACCACAAUUUCCUCUAAUAGUGCUACAAGGUUCAUACUACGAAAGUGGUGGGCAAAGGGAAGAAUUGAAUCCUUAUGAGCAAAUGAUCAUGGAUCAUGCUGGACCAUCAAUUGGCCAAGACAAAGAACAAGAGGGCAUAAUUGAGAUAGAAUGCAUGGAGGAAAAUCCUAAUCCUGAAGCUCUAAAGUUCUUUGAUAUGCUUGCAUUUGCGCAAGCACCAUUGUGGGAAGGAUGCAAGCAUCAAUCAAAAUUGUCAGUUUCUUUGGUCUGUCUUAGCUUGAAAUCUGAUUAUAAUAUGUCAGAAGGGUGUUUUAAUCGUAUGGUUCAACUUAUGGGUGACACCAUUCCAAAAAACAAUACUAUGGCAAUGGCAGGUGGUCUGUUGUUGAAGCUUCCAUUCAACACCAUAUUUCAGUAUCUCCAGGUUGUCUGUAGUCGAUGUUUGUAAUUGUAUGUAUUCAUUUGAUGCAACAAAUACUGAAAUAUGUUAUUUUGCACAAGGCCUCGGUCUGUAUGUCUGCAUGUUUAGUGGUAAUUGACCAUGAAGGUGGAUAAAAUUAUUGUAACUCCUGAUUUUCAUGUAUUUGUUCAUUGCAAGAUAUUGAGCCACUUCUUGUUUUAUUGCAAUUUUUAGGUGUUUAAUUAGUAGAUUUGUCAGUGUUGAUUAGUCAUGGUUAAUUGCCUUUUGUUUUCUGCAGAUGUUACAAACAAUUGCAAUGUGAAUAAGGUGUAUUGGUCCACGUGCAAUGUUCUAUGUUGUUGUUGUAGUGUUUGACUAUUAUGUUCCUUGGAAGGAAAUGGUAUAAAUACAAAAUAUGCUUCCUUA